Messenger RNA from Microtus oregoni (creeping vole), 954 nucleotides. RefSeq names its product olfactory receptor 52M1. Gene Ontology annotation, biological process: G protein-coupled receptor signaling pathway. The transcript has a single exon. The record is from RefSeq and is a predicted model, not a curated record. Lineage: Eukaryota; Metazoa; Chordata; Mammalia; Rodentia; Cricetidae. Gene Ontology annotation, molecular function: olfactory receptor activity; G protein-coupled receptor activity. Gene Ontology annotation, cellular component: membrane. Bases 1 to 954 code for a protein of 317 amino acids.
AUGCUCUCUUUUCAAAAUGCCUGCUCAGUACCCAGCUCCUUCUGGCUCACCGGCAUCCCAGGGCUGGAGUCCCUGCACAUCUGGCUCUCCAUCCCCUUUGGCUCCAUGUACUUGGUGGCUGUGGUGGGGAACAUCACCAUCUUAGCUGUGGUAAGGAUAGAACGCAGCCUGCACCAGCCCAUGUACUUCUUUCUGUGCAUGCUGGCUGUCAUUGACCUGGUUCUGUCUACUUCCACUAUGCCCAGACUCCUGGCAAUCUUCUGGUUUGGUGCUGGCGGCAUUGGCCUGGAUGCCUGCUUAUGCCAAAUGUUUCUUAUCCAUUGCUUUGCUACUGUUGAGUCAGGCAUCUUCCUUGCCAUGGCUUUUGACCGAUAUGUAGCCAUCUGCAACCCACUGCGACACAGCAUGGUGCUCACCCAGGCCGUGGUGGGUCGUUUGGGGCUGGCUGCUCUCCUCCGAGGAGUUCUUUACAUUGGACCUCUACCGAUUAUGAUCCGCCUGCGACUGCCUCUUUAUAAAACCCAAGUCAUCUCUCACUCCUACUGUGAGCACAUGGCUGUGGUUGCCUUGACCUGUGGUGACAGCAGAGUCAAUAAUGUCUAUGGGUUGAGCAUUGGCUUUCUGGUGUUGAUCCUGGAUUCAGUGGCCAUUGCUGCCUCCUACGUAAUGAUUUUUAGAGCUGUGAUGGGCCUGGCCACUCCUGAGGCCAGGCUUAAAACCCUGGGGACAUGCGGCUCUCAUAUCUGUGCCAUUCUGAUUUUCUAUAUUCCCAUUGCUGUUUCUUCCCUCAUUCACCGGUUUGGUCACCGCGUGCCUCCGCCAAUCCACACGCUGCUGGCCAAUUUCUACCUCCUCAUUCCCCCGAUCCUUAAUCCCAUUGUCUAUGCUGUUCGGACCAAGCAGAUCCGAGACAGGCUUCUUCAGAUCCUAAAGACAGGGACCAAGAUCAGGUGA